GGACUUUAGGGCUGCGCGCGAAAGGCUCCUUUAUUCAAGCGAGCGCGGGAGUCGCGGUCGGAGCUUCGGCGGGCGGGCGGCCUCUCAAGGGGAGCCUCGAAUCCCAGGUUUUGGCUUUAAAAAGAAACAUGAAUUCUAAAAUGAAGCCGCAAUCAAAUACUGAAAAGCCCUCUGUGAAGCAGGUUUCUACAAAUAAUACAAACUGCACAUCACAGAGGCAGACCCUUAAGAUGAUACAGCCAUCUAUUACAGGUUGCCUGGUGGGCAGGACAAAUGAGGCUAAGUCUUCAAUCAAGAAGAAAUGUUGCAAUGAUCAGCUUAUCUCAAAAGUAUCCAAACCCGAGGCUGCUGAUAAAAUAGAACACAGAAACAUAAGAGGAGCGAUCCAACCUUCCGAUCUUACAGCAAAAGGCAAUCCUUCAUUCCAGUAUUGGAAGGAAUUGGCUGAGGAGAGGAGGAAAGCCCUGCAUGAGGUUUUACAAGAAAAUGAAAAGUUGCAUCAAGAAAUUGAAUUAAAAACUAGUGAAAUUGCUCGUCUAAAAGAAGAAAAUGAAGAACUGGCAGAACUAGCUGGCCAUGUUCAUUAUAUGGCAAAUAUAAUAGAGCAAAUAACUGGAAAAGCACCAGAAAGCCUAGACAUUUUGAAAAGUUUAGAUCUGGAAGAAAUUGAAUAUGAAGAAAAUGAUUCUGCUGAGGAAGAUUUAGAUGGUGAAUCUGAAGAGGAACAUUCAAAAUUUUCCAACAGUUCUACAGAUGAUGUUGCAGAUGUGCCUCUAAAUUGAGAAAGUAACCUCUAAAAGUAUUGGGCUCUAAGGGGGGGGGAGGCGGAGCAAUCAAGAAAUCCUCUGAAAACUACAGAUUUAUCUAAGAUUUUGAGGAUGGGUUGCACUACUAAUGUAUUGCAGAGUGACUAACAAUCUUACCAAAAGUAUUUGAUUGUAUGUAGUCACUUAUUAAUUGGAAAUACUGUGUAUUUCAGUUUGUAAAUAAGUUUUUAUUCAUUUAUGACAUUUGUAAUUACUAAAUAAAUUUACCCACACAAUUAUAUGGCCUUCAAAAUGGAACUUAUUUCUUGAUACAUCAUAUUAUACCAUCUAGUUUUAAUCUGGCAUGUAUUUUUAUCCUUGCUUAGAGACCUCUUCCAUUACAGCACAAUUCCCAAAUAUUUUGAAGUUAAUAAUUUUUCUUCAGUUCUUCUCAAACUAGACAUGCCUCUGCUUCUGUUUUCCAGGAUUAAUUUGCAAGUUUAUCUUGUCUCAAAAGGUAGUGCCUUUUAAAUGCAAAAUAUUUUUUAAAAUGACUUUAUUAAAUCCCCACUUGAGACCCCUCAAUCUUACCCUCUCAUUAGCCCUGUGCAUGGAAUAAACAGUAUUUGGAAGAAAACUACCAUAUUUUGUUUCUACGUUUAUUGUUAAAUCUUAGUGCAGUGUAAGAGAACAUAUUUAAUUCCACUGGGUUAUAUUUAGCUGAGUAGAUUAAUCAUUUAAUGGGGAAAUGAAUUGCCCUGACCACUUCACUUUGCAUAAAUGUUUAAUCUGUACAUCAUCUGACCUGUUUUUUUGCCUUGCUUCUUCUGAUUUUUGUAACUUACUUGAUAAAGAUUUCAAGAAAAUUUUAGAGCUGCUUAUUAUUUUGUGCCAUUUUGAUUAGUUUUAUUAAAGUUACCUUUCUACUGUG
This is a messenger RNA of Pantherophis guttatus, 1677 nucleotides long. RefSeq names its product geminin DNA replication inhibitor (gene GMNN). The record is from RefSeq and is a predicted model, not a curated record. NCBI's taxonomy places the organism in Eukaryota, Metazoa, Chordata, Lepidosauria, Squamata, Colubridae. Gene Ontology annotation, cellular component: nucleus. Gene Ontology annotation, biological process: negative regulation of DNA replication; negative regulation of cell cycle.